Molecule: messenger RNA, 1746 nt
Organism: Eimeria acervulina
Lineage: Eukaryota; Apicomplexa; Conoidasida; Eucoccidiorida; Eimeriidae
Product: WD-40 repeat-containing protein, putative
Exons: 3
Coding region: 1-1746 (581 amino acids)
Biological process (GO): regulation of gene expression
Cellular component (GO): nucleus
Molecular function (GO): histone binding
Source: RefSeq, a predicted model, not a curated record
AUGGCGUCGCCUUUGUUGCAGGCGGCAGCAAUGCCGCUGGACGAUAGCUGCGGCUGCAACGGCAACGCAUGCAGCUGCAGCAGCAACACAUGCAGCUGCAGCAACAGCAGCUGCAGUACGGGUAGUAGCAGCAGCACCGUGGGCGCUGAAUGCUCUGCAUGCACUAGCAGCAGCAUUGAGCAGCAGAUGGAGGAAAGGCAUUUGGUGUGGAGAAAGAAUGCCCCCUUCUUCUACGACACCAUUCUAAGCCACAAGUUCGAUUGGCCCUCCAUGACAGUGGAAUGCUUUCCUCCAGCGCAGGCUUCGUCUUCUUCAGGGGCUGUGCGGCUGCUGCUGGGUACUGCAACAGACGGCAGCGAGCAAAACUUCUUAGUGCAGGCAGAAACGAGGGUUCCCCCCCCUUCUAUGGAGGUUGACCCCAUCCUCUGUGAAACCUACUCAGGCUUCACGGCGCCUCGCAGCAAGUGCAGCCGUGGGGGUGGUCCUGUGUCUGUCUCUUCUGCUCCUCUUGAGGUAAAGGCAUUGCUUGUACACCCUGGAUCUGUCUCUCGCGCUCGUCUCCGUCCUCUUAACCCUCUACACAUCGCUAGCUGCACUCCAGAUGGUUUGGUGUUAUUCUGGGAUUACAGCAAACACCCUUCCUUUCCAACAUCCCCCGCGCCCGUUGCUGCUGCUGCUGCUGCUGCUGCUGCUGGGGGGGGGAUGGCCCCUCAUGCCGGGGGCCCCAACGUCGCUAAGCCCCAAAUGGCGCUGCUAGCCCAUGGGGCAGCCUCUGUAGAAGGGCUGAGCUGGAGUGCAGCAGACAACAGCCGCCUUGCCUCUGCAGAUUCUGCAGGCAUAUGCUGCUUGUGGGACGUCAGCAGCAGCAACAGCAGCAACAGCAGCAGCAGCAGCAGCGUUGGGGGGAUUAAGCCAGGGGACGUUGCGCCUGACGGGGUACAGCUUGCAGCGAAGACUCCGCAGGUGUCUCCUCUGCGUCUAUACACCAUCAAAGGAGACACUCAAGAAAGAGUCUCUUUAAAUGAGAUUGAACAACACCCGCACCAUCCGGAGCUAGCCAUCGUUGCUGCUGAGGACGGCAGCUGCCUGCUGCUGGAUUGGCGGCAGGAGGAAGCAGCUGCAGCGCGAGCAGCAGCAGCAGCAGCAGCUAAUGCAGUCUCUUGGAGUCCCCAGGAGCCGUGUGUCUUUGCGGUGGGCGAUGCCUCGGGCAAAGUGUCUCUCUUUGACACGCGCUGUCUCCGUUGUCCUCUGCUGUCUCUGUCUGCUGCUGCUGCUGCUGCUGCUGCUGAGGAGACUCCUCUCUCCGGUGUCUCCAUUAGCGCCGUGCGCUUCCACCCUGAGUUUGGCUUCCUUCUGGGUGCUGCUGCUGAGGAUGGCACAGUGGCUCUAUGGGACCUUGUGGCGGCCAGUACAAAUCAGCAGCAGCAGCAGCAGCCGCAGCAGCAGCAGCAUCAGGAAGGUGAGGAGAUGCAGGCUGAUGGAGGGGCAGACAGCGCAACGAGGAGGGGCCCCAAGGGGCCCCCAGGACUUUUGUUUGUGCAUGCAGGGCACUCCGCCCCAAUAGCAGACUUCUGCUGGCGGACAGCGCAGGUGCCUCCCCCCAACAGCAGCAACAGCAGCAGCAGCAGCAACAGCAGCAGCACAAGCGUGCAUCACUUGAGGCAGGCCCUGAUGGGAGCAAGUGUCUCGUUUGACAACAAAGUGCAGCUGUGGCAGCCCUCCGAGUUGCUGUUCUGCUCUUCGUAG